CGGCACUGCUUAUUAGGACAAAUAUGGGACGACCUUGGGAGUAGCGUGAGGCUCGUGCAGGACCCCAUAAGGUUGCGCCGCAAGGUGUUAUAAAUCAGAAUAUUGUUGUUGCGUACGAAAAUUCUGACUUUUUUGCGCACGAAAUCUUUCAGAAUAGAAUCUACGCACAGUCUUAUAAAUGGGGCCGCGGGCUGGAUGCAUAGUGACGAAUAUCAGCGCAUUGACAUUUGUAUUCUUCCGCAGCUGCGUUUAUUUUGUCAAAUAAAAUUCAAACGUGACUCAGUCGGUCACUUAGGAGAGCGGACGGAUGAUAAUUGAUACUUUUUGUACUAUCCGCUUUAACUGUCUAUGGUUCUAUGAUUAGGCGUACGUAAAAAGAAACCCAUUUGGCCUUCAGUAACAGUGCCUGAGUGAAUGGAGUGAACGGAGGACUAUAUUUGAAUAUCCCGCUGUGCCAGGCCAGUCCUCCGAGCUCCAACGAGGCGGAGAAUGAGAUUCACAACCAGCUCUCUCCCGUCCAGCACAGGCAGCCUCGGCGAGCUCUGCUGGUACUGCUCACUGAAGCCAACGAGCGCUGGAACAACAUAUAAAAGCAACUUCGGAAUACUAUACAGCUUUCAUUAACACUAGGAGCCGAUACAGAACAACAGUGUCGCCGAGUCUAGCAUUUAAUCCAGUUUACCCCCCCCUUUUCCCCCUCUGGAGAUGCGUCGCUUGGAGGACUAUUAGCGGACAGCGCUGCACAUCGAAGCCGGGAUGAGUGGGAGCUCCACGGUGUCCGGCGCGGCGCCCUGCCGCUUCGACCAUUACUUUGCUGUUUGUGGGAUAGACACGGAAACUGGACUGGAACCGGACGAACUAGCAGAAUAUCCACGAAUAAUGAUGGACGUUGCUGCCACUUGCACAAAGAGCGAAGAUGAGAGUCCAGUAGUUCUCACAGCGGUGCCUGAAAUGACCUGGGAUGAACUGACUGAGAAGCAGCCGUGUUCACCUGAUGUCUCGGAGAAUCCUCAAACCAAGUCGAGUUCAGUGGCAUCAGAAAACAGGAUGCAAAUACAAAAGAAAAGAAAAAAAUUGAAGCUCACCAACAGUGUUCCCUGGAAGGAGGUAAAUCCACGUUCCAAGCUAAAUUCAGAAGUUGAUAGGAUUCAGAUUCAGAACAUAGUAUCACUUUUUACAAACCAAAGUGAAGGUGCAAGUGGAGAUGCAGGUGGAACUGGUCCAUUAUACCCUAAACGUGACAGUGGUCCUCUCUCUGAAGAUGAGACUGAUGAUGAUGAUGAUGACUGGUUAUUCAUACCUAUAAGCAUAUCAGACCUUAAAUUUGAAUCAGAUAACGAAGACCAGGAUAGCCCAGAAAUACAUGUGAUAGAUGGUGGGGAAACGGGAGACCAAGAAAGACAAUGUGACACAAACCCAACACACUGGCCAUCUCCGAAGCCAGUACCAGCAUCUCCUUCCCAGAUUGAGACAUUUGACACUUUGGCCAGCUUUAUGAAACAAGCGUUAUGCAGGAGCACACCGGAACAUGGACUGGACUCUGAGGGAAAACCACAACCAACUAAGAACAGGAGAGAGUCUGUAGACAGCUGUGCAACUGAAGACAGUUGUGAUUACUCCUCUUCAUUAGGACACAACUAUUUGACAGCGUCCAGGUUGAGGUCAGAACCUCUGCUCAUAGAGACAGAUGAUUCGGAGGGUGAAGGCAAUGAUGUUACAAAUAUGCCAACAAGUCCAAACAAGAGCUUGGACAAGUCGGGCAUGAAAAGCCUUAGAAAGACCAAUGGACAAAACAUUCCACGAAAGGAUGACAUUAUAAUCCUUGAUUCGGAGGAUGAAAGUGACCAAAACUGCAAAAAGAAGGCUGAAACCAAAGGAAGGCCUGAAACUAUGGACCGUAGGCGUGGAACUGUUAAAGAAAAGUUUAAAAAAAAACGGCCGCUACCUGUUGACUCACCGGCACCGCAGCACCAACCCAUACAUCAGGACACACCGUUUGAAGAAGUGACGCGGGAUGCGUGCUCCGACCCGUCUCCCAGCACCAACAGAAAAAAGAUUUCAAAAGAAGAAAGUGUUAUAAUCACUGACUCUGAAUCAGACGAUGACUUCUGGAUCAGCUGGCAUUGUUUUUGAAUGUCUUGUGACAAGGGGAAACUAAUGUUAACUUUUUACGAGCUACCCCAAAUUGUAUUCAAAUUCACCGUUACGUUAAAUCUUUUUCAUCUUAAACUUAACAGAUAUUUUGAUCCUUUUCUCAAUAUGUGACAUUUUUGGAUACAGUUUUUUUUAACUUUCGUAAACUAUAGCCAAUGUGGUAUCACUUUUCAAAAUGUUAAUGUGAAAAUGCAUAAAAAGGCAUAAAUGGAUUCAUUGCU
Messenger RNA from Perca flavescens (yellow perch), 2375 nucleotides. RefSeq lists its product as uncharacterized. The transcript is spliced from 2 exons. NCBI's taxonomy places the organism in Eukaryota, Metazoa, Chordata, Actinopteri, Perciformes, Percidae. The record is from RefSeq and is a predicted model, not a curated record. The coding region runs from base 757 to 2133 and encodes 458 amino acids.